AUGUCUCAGAGAAGUCCAUGGCCUAAAGGCUACCAGCAACGUCCAAUUGAUUUCAACUCCCAAAUACCCCUAGACUUCAUUCGGGGUAAGACAAUUCUUCUCACGGGCGGUGCGUCUGGGUUCGGUGCCGCAUUCUUUUCCCACUGGGCAUCCGCUGGGGCAACUGUGAUAAUAGGCGAUGUCAAAGUGGACGCGGGAACCCGACUUGUCACCCGUGUCCGAGAAAAAACCCGAAACCCGAACCUGCAUUUCCUUCCGCUGGACGUGACUUCCUGGCAGUCUCAAGUCGAGUUCUUCCGAGAGGCUGUGAAACGUAGCCCGCACGGUGGGAUUGAUGCCGUAGUAGCCAACGCAGGCAUAAACCGAGCCACAGAGUCAAAGGACUUCGAAGAGCCGCCAAUUGACUACCAGAUCGAACCUAACCCUCCUGUUCCACGCUUCUCCACCAUCGACGUAAAUCUAAUUGGAACACUGUAUACAACACAUCUGGCACUCUACUACCUACCCCGGAACCCAGGGUCCACUCCCUGCAACCCACAAUCCACCCCCACGUCAGGAAACAGACAAAGGGACAGGCACAUCCUCCUCCUGGGCUCCGUAGCCAGCAUCGCGCCUCUAGCCUCCCAGAUACCCUACGGCGUCUCCAAACAUGGCGUGAUGGGCCUCUUCCGCUCCCUGCGCGCCACGGCACCUCUCAAACAUGGGAUACGCGUGAACAUGCUCUGCCCUUAUUUUACCGAGACUCCUAUUCUCGGGAUUGGCGGGAAAAUCCUCUUAUCUGGCGUGGCAUUGGCAGACAUUAAUCACGUUGUGGGAGCCGGGACGCGCUUUGUAGCGGACCCAGGGUGCGUCGGACGCAGUGUGGUUAUUGCGCCGAAGCUCAGGGUUAGAUCUCCGCUGUCUGGACCUAAGGAUGGAGGAGUCGGGUUGGAGGGCGGAGAGGAGCGGAUACCUGGCAUGGGUGGGGUAAGGGGGAUUCCUGAUCUGAACGACAUAUACGACCUUGAAACGACGGCUCGGAGGCCUGGGGAGCAGGAUGGAAGGGAAGUCAAGGAUGUUGCCAUUUGGGAAAUUUAUGCGCAUGAUUUUGACGAUACGGACGCUUUCGUGCGGAGGAUCAUUGGGAUACUACUUUUGACGACACGCAUAAGGGGGUGGUGGUUGUUUGCGGUCGAUCUAUGGGUUGGGUUUUGCCUGGUGCUGAAGAUGGUUUUUGGUGGUCGGAAAAGGCGGGCCAGGAACGUGAGGGGAAAGAAACAGGUGUAG
This is a messenger RNA of Paracoccidioides lutzii Pb01, 1266 nucleotides long. Its product is annotated as short chain alcohol dehydrogenase. Gene Ontology annotation, molecular function: oxidoreductase activity, acting on the CH-OH group of donors, NAD or NADP as acceptor. The coding region runs from base 1 to 1266 and encodes 421 amino acids. Gene Ontology annotation, cellular component: cytoplasm. The transcript has a single exon. The record is from RefSeq and is a predicted model, not a curated record.